CCGGCGCACAGCGGAUGGCUCAGCGGGGCCUCAGGCUGGAGGAGGUCGACAUCGCCCUGCGUGGGUUGGCAUCCACCUCACGUGUCGAGGUACGAGUUCCAUUCAUGACAGUUCAUUCAUCAGGCAGAUGAAGACAACGAUGCAGAGACAACACUCUGUGUGUGUGUGUGUGUGUGUGUGCCUAUCAAACAGGCGGUGGAUGAGGUCUGCAAGUUGUGCCUGGCGCCUGAGGCCAAAGAGGACUGGAGCAGGAGUGACAUUGCUUCGACCUGCGACUGCUGUGGCAGCAGACGGAUGAUGCCGCUGGUGACACCAUCAAGCUGCUGGCCUCCGUCGCCACUAGUGUGCACUUUCCCUACUUACUCGACUGCCUUCCAGGCCCCCUCUCCCCUACUCUCCCGCCUCAUCCCAUCGCUCACCUUUCCUCGAGCACGCUGCCUGAAGGUCGACGAGUGCAGCCUACCAGAAGGGCCUCCCUAUGGCUCGCCUGUGCCUGAGGUGGUCCUGUCUAAUGUGUCACACCUGUUUCCACACGUGACACGGGCGGAGGUGAGUGAUGUGGACGGUGUGUGCUUUGUGUGUGAAGUGAGGUGAUGUGUGGCUGUUUCUGUGUGUGUGUUUCAGGAACGCUGCUACAACUUCACCUGCUAAUCCGGAGUUCCUGACACCAACAGAUCCCCCACAGAAAGACCGACAGACAGCCCCCCCCCCCCCAGACUGACCCAACAGAAAGACCCCACAAAGAGAGGAAGACCCCACAAAGACAAACAGACUAAACAGGCUGACCCCCGUGUAUGAUCGGACGAAUGCUGACGACUGCAUGCGUGACAGACACCACACCGUUGCAUGGACGUUGGAAGGUCUAUCCCUGAU
Messenger RNA from Vitrella brassicaformis, 873 nucleotides. NCBI's taxonomy places the organism in Eukaryota, Vitrellaceae. The record is from the annotation of a GenBank genome assembly.